CGAGGGGCGGGAAGCGGGCCCGCGGUGGGCGGGUGUGCGUGCGUGUGACUGAGGCGGAGGCCGGGAGGCGGCGCGGGCUGCAGGGCGCUGAGCAUUAUGGAUCCAAGCCUAUUGAGAGACCGAGAGCUGUUCAAAAAACGAGCUCUUUCCACCCCUGUGGUAGAAAAACGUACUGUGCCUUCUGAAUCGUCCUCCUCAUCUAAGAAGAAGAAGGCAAAAGUUGAACAUGGAGGAUCGUCAGGCUUUAAACAAAAUGCAGAUCAUAGCAAUGGAUCAUUUAACUUGAAAGCUCUAACUGGCAGUUCUGGAUAUAAGUUUGGCGUUCUUGCUAAGAUUGUGAAUUACAUGAAAACACGACAUCAGCGAGGAGAUACACAUCCUUUAACUUUAGAAGAAAUUUUGGAUGAAACACAGCACUUAGAUAUUGGACUCAAGCAGAAACAAUGGCUAAUGACUGAGGCUUUAGUAAACAAUCCCAAAAUUGAAGUAGUAGAUGGGAAAUACGCCUUCAAGCCAAAGUACAACUUGAAAGAUAAGAAGGCCUUACUCAGGCUUUUAGAUAACCAUGACCAGCGAGGAUUAGGAGGAAUUCUGCUAGAAGACAUAGAAGAGGGGUUGCCUAAUUCCCAGAAAGCUGUCAAGGCUUUAGGGGACCAGAUACUAUUUGUAAAUCGUCCUGAUAAAAAGAAAAUACUAUUCUUCAAUGAUAAAAGCUGUCAGUUUUCUGUGGAUGAAGAAUUCCAGAAACUGUGGAGGAGUGUCACUGUGGAUUCAAUGGAUGAAGAGAAAAUUGAAGAGUAUCUGAAGCGACAGGGUAUUUCUUCUAUGCAGGAAUCUGGACCAAAGAAAGUGGCCUCUAUUCAGAGAAGGAAAAAGCCUGCUUCACAGAAAAAGCGGCGGUUUAAGACUCACAAUGAACACUUGGCUGGAGUGCUGAAGGAUUACUCGGACAUUACCCCUGGGAAAUAGGGAAUAUUUUUAUCAUUAAACAAAGUUGCAGACACACAGUCAAGAUCUUCCUUGAUGCUUGGAAUCUGAAGACUUACUGCCUUCCCGUCUGCUCCUCGGACUGAGGAGAGGAGCAGUUCAGUUUACAGAACAGGAGCGAUUACCAAACUCAUUGUUUUCAUCCAACAGGCUAGUGGGGAUGGGUGUUCCUGUUUAAGUUUCUGGGUUUAUUUUAUUUUUCUAGAAAGACACUUAGCAUGGCACUCAGGUGUCUUUGCUAUUUAUCUUGAUUUCUAAAUGGUUCUUGAUUCCAUGUUUUCUCUAUUGCUUUAGAACAAGUUGGCGAAUAGUGCUGAAUACAGUGUUUAUUCCAAGAGAAAAUAUUUAUAAUAAAAUUGUUUGUAGGAGGAUCUUUAA
Molecule: messenger RNA, 1365 nt
Organism: Psammomys obesus (fat sand rat)
Lineage: Eukaryota; Metazoa; Chordata; Mammalia; Rodentia; Muridae
Gene: Gtf2e2
Product: general transcription factor IIE subunit 2
Exons: 8
Coding region: 97-969 (290 amino acids)
Biological process (GO): transcription initiation at RNA polymerase II promoter
Cellular component (GO): transcription factor TFIIE complex
Source: RefSeq, a predicted model, not a curated record